AUGGAAAAACUUUGUGCCGAUUAUGAAUAAUUGGAUAAGGAGAUUUUGGAUGCCAUAUUCCCAAUAUAUAAGCCAUCGAACUUAUGUGAAGAAGAUAAUUUAUUGGGUCACGUUGAUUCAUUGUUCGAGUAAAUAAUGACUGUAGAUAGUCACUAAUAGUUAACUAUUGAUGAGUUUAGAUUGAAUUGCACUUUGAUUAGAAAUACAUUAUCAGACCUAAUUUAACUAAUGAACAAUUUAAUUCAUAAAUAUAUCAAAAGCAAUUGCACCAUACACAGAAUUUAAUAUGCUGUUAACUAUUUGGUUGUUUUAAAAGAUUUGUAUGAAACUUUGCUAGAAAUUUUUGCAGAUUCUACAGAAAAGUCGAGCCCAAAAUUUUCAGAUUUAUUAGCAAAAUACUAAGAUAACGAAGAAUUUCGGCUUAAAGCUAGAAAUAUUCAAGAUAUCAAUUUUUUUGGACUAUAACAUAUGAAUCAUGUUUUUACUCAAGAUACUCUAAAAUAAAUUAUUAGAAUAAGUCACCAUUAUCUUUCCAAUCAUGAUUCAUAAGCAUUAGAGGAAAAAUUGGUUGUUUAUAAUUCACAUCUUAAUAUUUUGGUGAGAAUAUUUGCAUCAGCUAUUGAUAUGAGUCAAUAAGACAUAAUUUGUUUAAAUAAAAAUCAUCUAUUUUGGAGGCAAAUUAAGGCAAUUUCUACAUAUACGAAGUUGAGUUAGAACUCGGAUUAAAUAUCUUAAUCAUACUAUAAUUUUAUGAAAUCCAUAAGAAUUGGUCACGCCAUAUUUUUAAAGAAAUCUAAAUUUAAAAAUUCAUUUAUGAGAGAUAUCAUUUUUAUUUUCUCUUCAGUUUGGUAUUUUGUAUUGGAUGGAAGAGCAAAAUUACGAGCUAUGGAACAUAUGUGCGAUAUGCAAGUAGAAAGUGCUAUGAGUGUUAUGGGAAUGGUUGAAAAACCAGGGAUUAAGCAUUUAAUUGAAUUUGGAAUUACUUCCAUCAAACAUAAUAUCAAAAUUUACAUUGAUCCUGUUGUUUCGCCUCUGACCCUAAAUUACAUGAAUAAACAAUUUGAGUAAGGGAUUCUGAAUAAAAUAACCAAUGAACCCUUAGAAUAUGUUAAUAAAUCUAUACAUUACGAUAUUAAACAACACAAAUCAAUAUUGACUAAAGAUAAAACUAAAUUACGAAUAAGAAUACUAUCCUCAAAAUCUUUAGUGAAAACAAACUAAUUUCAGUAAACCUUUUCAUAAUCAAUAAAAAAUGAAACUUUGAAUUAUGACACGUUUUAGACUAUAAUUAUUCAUUUCCACGGAGGAGGUUUUAUCUCAAUGUCAUCAUCUAGUCAUUAAAAUUACACAAGAGAAUGGGCUAAUCAAUUAGGAAUUCCUAUUUUUUCUGUUGAUUAUAGCUUAGCUCCCAAAUAUAGAUAUCCUUAAGCAGUUGAUGAUUGUUGGCAAGCCUAUCAUUGGAUUUUAAGCCAUCUUCAAUAUCACUUUAAUAUCUAGCCAAAAAAAAUUAUCUUAGCAGGAGAUUCCGCAGGAGGCAACCUUUGUUGUGCAUUAACAGGAUUAGCUAUUAAAUUUGGUAUUAAAGUGCCCGAUGGACUUCUGCUAUCUUACCCUGUGCUAGAUUUAAAAAUGAAAUAUUCACCAAGUCAUAUGCAUGGACUAGAAGAUUUUCUAUUGAAUCAUACAUUAAUGGAUAUUUGCAUAGAUGCGUACACAAAUCAUCCAGCCAGUUAUGAAUUUGACCCUUUUAGAAGCCCCAAUCAUUUUAGUGAUGAAAUUAUUUCAAAAUUCCCUCCUGUAAGAAUAUUAGUUGGCUCAAAAGAUCCAUUAUUAGAUCAUUCCCACAGGUUAGCUCACUCUUUAAUCAAAAAUUAAAGAAAUGUGAAAAUUAUUGUUUAUGAAGGCAUGUCACACGGAUUUUUAAGUUUUUACAUGUUAGGAGGAAUGAAAGAAUCAGCGAAAUGCAUCGAAGAUUCAAUAAUAUGUCUAAAAGAAUUGAUUUCUUUUAAAAACUAAUGA
Paramecium tetraurelia is the source of this 2019-nucleotide messenger RNA. RefSeq lists its product as uncharacterized. Gene Ontology annotation, cellular component: cytosol. The record is from RefSeq and is a predicted model, not a curated record. Gene Ontology annotation, biological process: triglyceride catabolic process. The transcript has 4 exons. Gene Ontology annotation, molecular function: sterol ester esterase activity; triacylglycerol lipase activity. NCBI's taxonomy places the organism in Eukaryota, Ciliophora, Oligohymenophorea, Peniculida, Parameciidae.